Messenger RNA from Malassezia restricta, 525 nucleotides. RefSeq names its product golgi vesicular membrane trafficking protein. Bases 1 to 525 code for a protein of 174 amino acids. Gene Ontology annotation, biological process: endoplasmic reticulum to Golgi vesicle-mediated transport. Lineage: Eukaryota; Fungi; Basidiomycota; Malasseziomycetes; Malasseziales; Malasseziaceae. The record is from RefSeq and is a predicted model, not a curated record. The transcript has a single exon.
AUGAACCGUCGCAAUGCUCCCAUGCCAGAACGCUAUGCGGUGCUGACUGAUCAUGCAUACCCAUCUUCUACGUCGGCGAAGAUGGGGCCGCGGAAUGCUGUAUUUGAGAAGCCUUGGCGGUCUGACUCACCCUUUGAGAAUCCAUACGAAAUGUCUGCUCAGGAGCCUGGCGCCCCCAAGAAGGACGCACAGAACAGCUUUGUAAGUCUGUUUUCAGGGACAUCCGCCCAGCAGAGCUCGGCGGCGGAUCUUGAGGAGCAGAACGAUGCGCGCCUCUCAGGUCUGAGCGAGCGUAUCAAGCUGCUCAAGGACAUUUCGACGGGCAUCGGGAAAGAGGCGCGCGAAUCGACCGCGGAAAUGAACUCUCUGAACGACCUGUUUUCCAACGCUAGCUCCUUGCUAGGCAACACAUUUCAUAAGAUGACGGUCAUGGCGCGCCGACAGCGCGGCUGGUUCUGCAAUAUGAUGCUGUUUAUCAUGCUCGUCAUAUGGAUCUUUGUGUUCCUUUGGUGGUGGCGAAAGUAA